Messenger RNA from Xenopus laevis (African clawed frog), 1915 nucleotides. RefSeq names its product tRNA methyltransferase 6 S homeolog (gene trmt6.S). Gene Ontology annotation, biological process: tRNA methylation. The coding region runs from base 782 to 1741 and encodes 319 amino acids. The record is from RefSeq and is a predicted model, not a curated record. Gene Ontology annotation, cellular component: tRNA (m1A) methyltransferase complex; nucleus. The transcript is spliced from 11 exons. Lineage: Eukaryota; Metazoa; Chordata; Amphibia; Anura; Pipidae.
AUUACAACUUUCCCAUGUUUGAAUUUGCCGCUCACGAAUAGGUAAGCUGCAGUGGAGCGGUCACAUGGUAGGAUCACAUGACCUUGACGUCAGGUCCUUUCCGAGGAUAGGAACUAGCCGCUACCAAGGUGGAUGGCAAUAGUAGAGCGCCGAACGCACGCUGUGUUCUUUUCCGUCUGCACUUGAUUGCUCCGGUCUGCUGCAUGGGAUCCGGAAGCAGUGCGGGUAGCACGUGGGUUGUGCUUGUGUGAAGCCGGAGCUGUGUGUGGGGGAAGGAUAGUGCAACUCCAGGGAAGCAUGGAUCAGAGUGACAGCGGCUCCGGCAGGUUCAUCGGCGACGGUGACUUCGUGGUGCUGAAGAGGCAGGACGUGUUCAAAGCCGUGCAGGUGCAGAGGCGGAAGUGAAAAAAUUAUAUUUGAAAAGCAGUGGAUCUAUUUGGACAAUGUCAUUGGCAAACAUUACGGAACCACAUUUGAGAUCGGCCAAGGAGGAAAUCUUCAAACAAAGAGGACAGAAGUGACCACAACAGAGCUGAAAGAAGCGGGGUCUGACAACCGCAACAUAGUGGAUGAUGGGAAAUCUCAGAAGCUCACUAGAGACGACAUAGAAGCGUUAAAGGAAAAGGGCAUUACAGGGGAGGCAAUCGUUCAGCAGCUCAUUGAGAACAGUGCAACAUUUCGAGACAAGACCGAAUUCGCCCAAGAGAAGUAUAUAAAGAAAAAAAAGAAAAAAUACGAGGCAGUGAUCACAGUCUUAAAGCCCUCUACGCGCAUUCUAGCAAUGAUGUACUGUGCAAGGGAGCCUGGCAAAAUUUGCCAGCUGCGCUAUGAUACCCUGGCACAGAUGCUCACCAUGGGUAAUAUUCACGCCGGCAGUAAAGUCAUUGUCAUGGAGACGUGUGCCGGUUUGGUCCUGGGAGCUGUAAUGGAGCGCAUGGGAGGAUUGGGCUCAGUUAUACAGAUGUACCCAGGCGGGGGCCCCGUCAGAGCAGCAACUGAUUCUUUUGGAUUUCCAAAGUCCUUCUAUAAAGGUUUAUAUGAGUUUCCACUGAGCAAAGUGGAGAGCCUCCACACCGGGACCUACUCCUGUCGUAGCAGCUCCUCGGAACAGAACCCGGCACUGGGGAACAAUGAGAGCAGUGAAACCCAGGACCAGAGACGAGACAACGGGGAGGACUCCAACUCUGCCACCGAAUGUGAAACUGUCAUGGACACUAAUGCACAGGGACAACAGGAGGCCAGUGGCGAGGGACCAUUAAGCCAAGAGGAAGCCCAGAAACAGGAAAAGAAACAGCUGGCUCUGGAAAAAAAGCGGAAACAAGAUGAAAAAAGGAGAAAAGAAUCCGAAGCAGCCACUUUGUUGCAAGAAAAAAACGCAGAUGGAUUAAUCGUAGCCUCCCGAUUCCAUCCCACUCCUCUGAUGCUCUCCUUGCUGGAAUUUGUUGCUCCUUCCAGGCCUUUCGUAAUAUAUUGCCAGUACCAGGAGCCUCUACUGGAAUGUUACACCAAGUUGAGAGAAAAGGGGGGUGUCGUUAAUCUGAAACUGUCUGAGACCUGGCUGCGCAGUUACCAGGUUUUGCCAGACCGAAGUCACCCUAAACUGGUGAUGAGCGGAGGAGGAGGGUACAUACUUCAUGGAACCACAGUGGCAGCAGAACCUGCAAAACCAAAUCCCCGCACUCAAGAGAAGAGUGAAGAACCUGCAACCAAAAAAAUUAAAGUUGAGGAAUUAGAGAGCUAACAUUAGUAAGACUGGUUCCCAUCACCAUCGCUGCGUCAGUUCAGCACAGCCUCUUGUUUCUUGGUACAUUUUAUACUAUGUAUAGAAGUAUAUUUUAGUUGACAUUUUUUUUUGUCAUAUAUAUUCAAGCAUUUGGCUUUAAUUCGCGUUCAUAAAAAUAAACAGUCACCGCCA